AUGAGAAUACAAAAAUGCUAUUUUUGCUCGGCCAGCAUAUAUCCCGGCCACGGGUCCAUGUUCGUGCGUAACGACGGCGCUGAGUUUAGAUUCUGCCGCUCCAAGUGUGUGAAAAACUUCAAGCUGAAGAGAAACCCCAGAAGAGUUGCAUGGACAAAGACGUACAGAAAAGUCCGAGGAAAAGAUCUGGUCAACGACACGUCCCAGGAGUUCGAAAAGAGAAUACACGAGCCAAUCAUCUACAACAAAGAGGUGUACGAGAAGGUUAUCCAAAGCAUGCCCAAAAUAGCCGAAAUAAGACACAGCCGAGAGGCAUUCUUUAUUAAGAACAGAAUACUCACAGGAAAAGAAAAGCUGGUUGAGAAUGAAAGAAUCUUCAUCGUCAAGAACGUUGAUGCGUUGACAGAAGACGAGAGAAUGAGAGAGAACUUGGAAAGAAAGAGAAAAAUCAGAGAAGCUCUGAAGCUGCCAUUCGAAUAA
Messenger RNA from Nematocida minor, 480 nucleotides. RefSeq names its product large subunit ribosomal protein L24e. Gene Ontology annotation, cellular component: nucleolus. The transcript has a single exon. The coding region runs from base 1 to 480 and encodes 159 amino acids. The record is from RefSeq and is a predicted model, not a curated record. Gene Ontology annotation, biological process: ribosomal large subunit biogenesis. NCBI's taxonomy places the organism in Eukaryota, Fungi, Microsporidia.